Messenger RNA from Diatraea saccharalis (sugarcane borer), 2364 nucleotides. The record is from the annotation of a GenBank genome assembly. NCBI's taxonomy places the organism in Eukaryota, Metazoa, Arthropoda, Insecta, Lepidoptera, Crambidae.
AUCAAAGUGUCAGUGGCAUCGACCGAGGUGGUUGUGUAGUAAUAACGUAGGAAAAUGUGGUCUACAGCAGAAACGAAGAUUAAAACAAUAAAAUGAUUGUUCAGAAUACUUUAAAUCUAAAUAAACAGUUACUGGUCUCAUGACCAUUUAACUGCCAUUGCUGUAUAAAAUAAGCCAAAUGGGUGACGUUGUAAGCUUAUUUUCUGUGAUAAUAAUGAAAUUUAAAUCUAAGUUCAAUGAAAGUAAAAUUUAUUUCCACUAUGAUCUUCCCUGGGAAAAGCUGAAGAACGUGAAAUGGAUGAACGAAAGGGCCACAUCUAAUAAGGCGUACGUUCCAACUACUGUGGAGAAUGUAGCGAACGUAUGUACGCAUGCAUUAUGUGUUGCACCCGCGUCAUACGGCGCGCGGGAGCUUUUGACACGUUCUUCGAACGCGCCACAAGCGAUCGCAGCCGUGGUAUACGGCUUAGCGCUGUGCCUCCUUUUUGCUGUCUCAACCACCUUCCACUCCGUAUGCUGCAGUCGGUCUGACACUAAGGUGAAACACUUCCUGCAUCGGUGCGACCGUGCGAUGAUUUACAUCUUCAUCGCGAGCUCCUACUUCCCCUGGCUGACGGUGGGCACGGUCUCAUGUUGGAUGCUGCGUGAGCUGCGCUGGGCAAUCUGGUUGUUGGCGGUGCUCGGCAUCACCUACCAGCAGAUAUUCCACGAGCGAUACAAAAUGCUGGAGCUGCUGUUGUACCUCGUCAUGGGGCUGGGCCCUGCGGCUAUUAUAGUCACCUCAAACCACCAGUUUCCAGCGAUGUCAGAUCUGAAGCUCGGCGGUAUGCUGUACCUAGUGGGCGUGUUCUUCUUCAAGUCCGACGGCCGGAUCCCGUUCGCGCACGCCAUCUGGCAUAUGUUCGUAGCUCUCGCCGCAUCCGUUCACUACCUCGCCAUACUCCGACACCUAUUCCCAGAACUAAAACCUUAAAGACUGCCCAUCAUUCUAUUGAAUCUCGAUUAGUAGAGCUCUCUAACUAUUUUUGUAUCUCAACUUGACCUCAAGGCCGCAGAUUAAAUAAUUUACUCCAAUCGUCGUACCCAUUCACGAGUUGAUGAUCGCACUUUUGUACAUCCAUUCUGUGGCUUUUGUACGGGGCCGGUAAUACGUUACAUGUCGAUGUAUCGAGUCAUUUAAUUUUAUAUUUAUACUCAGAUCUCUAUUCCAUGCUUUUGAUUUCGUUUUAUAGAUCUGAUUGUGAUUGCAUAUCUCCAUACUUGUGCUUACUACGACGUUGAGCAUAAGUUUAUAUACCUAGAUCUGAAUAAGCCAUAGUUAACGUUGUCAUAUUUCGUAGUCGUAUGUUGAGAUAGUUAUUAUAGUAUAGUAUAUGUUAAUUAUUUUUCGUAAAGUGGUUGUUCCUUAGUAUACAGAUAGACAGCAUGGACCGCGUUAGGCCAAAUACUGAAAUAAUGAUUGAACGUGUGUAUAUUUUGUAAGAUAUAUGUUGAAUGUUAUUGUUGUAGUGUUCGUAGUAGAAUAGUCUCAUAAUCUCAAGACCAAUCCAACCCUUUUUUGAAUAUCUAUAUAUAAGUGUCAAGGGGUUUUUAGAGAACUUUAUAUACUUAUAUAAAAUCCAAUUUUUUCAGCAAGAUCUUUUAUACACCUCAAUGUGACUUUACCUUAGGGUAGCUCGUUAUACAUUUUAGCAUAGCUAGUUCAAUGUACCGUUUCCUAAAUCAGGUAGAUUUUAAUCUUACGGUAUUAAAGUGUCCUAUUUCAUAUGAUUUCCUUCAGUAUAUAUUAAGAAUUAUUAAUUGUCCCACUUUUAGAUAAUUUAAGAAUUGCUCAAUCGUAUUACUAGUUAAUUUUUUUGCUAGACUUCCAGAUCUUAUAUUGAUAUUUUAGUGAAACGCGUGCAAACGUUCACGUAUAGCACGAUGAUGACUUCACUAACAAUUUAAUAUUGUUAAGUGAACUUGCAAAUGUGUUGUAGAAUAAUUAUCACUUGUCAUUGUUCCUUGUAUUGUAACACAAUCGAGUUUGUUUUAAAGUAGGACAUUCCAGCAAGACAAAUGCUGUAAUUAUGUUCGCCUACUCAAUGCACAUAUAACACCCAACUACCACCUUAAAGUUUGUAAAAUGCGUUCCAAAAUAUACCGAUUAUUUAAUCACAAACGAUGGCCUAGACAUCGAAAGCAAACGCGCGAUUAUCGAACAGUGUUUAUUUUAUGGCUGUAUGACCUAAGAAAUGAGGUUUAAAAUUAAAUAAUUCGGACACACACCCAAUUAUAGCGAUUCUUUUUGCCAAAUAGAUCUUUAUCUAUUAUGUUUUAGGUAGGAUACAGAUUGAAAUUGAAUUUAAUAUUUUUAAUUGAUAC